UUUCUGGCCUCUUCUUCUAUUCCUCCUGUGCCUAUAGAGGAGAAUCCUAAGGAGAGUAAACCCCAUGCAGAGACAACCCACCCACAGGAUGUGAACCACAGAGAUCAACAGAGGAAUCCAGGGACCUCUACCACUCCCGCCCGGCCCAGUUCUGGGGGUGUCCAAGACACAGAGAUGGGUCCCUGCCGCAGACACCUGGACUCAGUGCUGCAGCAACUCCAGACUGAGGUCUACCGAGGGGCUCACACCCUCUAUGUGCCUAACUGUGACCAUCGAGGUUUCUACCGGAAGCGGCAGUGCCGCUCCUCCCAGGGACAACGCCGAGGUCCCUGUUGGUGUGUGGAUCGAAUGGGCCAGCCCCUGCCGGGGUCUCCAGAUGGCGACAGAAGCUCCCCAUGUCUCCCGGGGAGCAGUGGCUAAAGCUGGGUGGGGGCGGAGGGGCCAGUAACAGGAGCAUGGAGCCGUCAGCUUGGGUUAUAUGUUAAGUACAAAUAACUGAGGGGCUCUGGGCCCCACAACCCACACAUCUGGUGGGAAAGAUUGUUGGGUUGGCUUGGGGUAUUAAUAAAGCUGUACUGGGGGUCUCCAG
Messenger RNA from Tupaia belangeri chinensis (Chinese tree shrew), 589 nucleotides. RefSeq names its product insulin like growth factor binding protein 6 (gene IGFBP6). Gene Ontology annotation, molecular function: insulin-like growth factor II binding; fibronectin binding; insulin-like growth factor I binding. The annotation marks the transcript as partial. NCBI's taxonomy places the organism in Eukaryota, Metazoa, Chordata, Mammalia, Scandentia, Tupaiidae. Gene Ontology annotation, cellular component: extracellular region. Gene Ontology annotation, biological process: regulation of insulin-like growth factor receptor signaling pathway. The record is from RefSeq and is a predicted model, not a curated record. The transcript is spliced from 3 exons.